UACAAAAACAACAUCGACACCUAGUGUUAGAAGACAAACUUUACGAUAGAAAAUUUGGACAAAAUUUUAGCCGGGUCUUUUUUAAAAUUAUGGGGAUUGAUUCUACAUUUAAAGACGCCAUUGAACGUGCCACAAGUCCUACCCUAGUAGAACCGGACUGGGCUGCCAUUCUGCAAGCAUGUGACAGUAUACGACAAAAAGAUGUCACGGGUAAAGUUGCUGUCAGUGAAAUUCGAAAAAGAAUAUUUGACUCCAAUCCACAUGUGGCAAAGAAUGCACUUAUUACUUUAGAAGCAUGUGUGAAAAAUUGUGGAUCUGUAAUUCAUGAUGAGGUUGCCACCAAAGCAAUGAUGGAUGAUUUUCGUCAGCUUGUUAAUGUAUGUCCAGAAACUGUUAAGACUGAAGUGUUGAGAAUCAUCAAUGCCUGGGCAUAUGGUUUUCGUAAUGAGCCUAAAUACAGGAUAGUUGAAGAUACUAGAAACUUGAUGAAAAUGGAAGGUUUUGAAUUCCCUGAAAGAAAUGAGAGUGAUGCAAUGUUCAGUGCUCUAAAGGCUCCAGAUUGGGCUGAUGGAGAUGUGUGUCACAGAUGCCGUGUGAAAUUUGGAACAUUUACCCGACAACACCACUGUCGUUGCUGUGGUCAAGUAUUUUGUGCAAAGUGUUCAUCAAAAAACUCAGUUAUUGCAAAAUUUGGUAUUGAACGUGAAGUCAGAGUCUGUGAUCCAUGCUAUGAUCAGCUUAACCCCAGUGAAGCAAAAGCCUCCUCUGCAACAAGUCAACCACCAGCAAAAGGGAAAGGCAAUGGUGAUUUACCUCCAGAGUACUUGAACAGUUCCCUUGCUAAAGAGUCUCAGGUCCCAGAAAAGAAAUCAGAUGAGGAAAUAAAACGUCAAGAACAGGAAGAUCUUCAAUUAGCAAUGGCUUUGUCUGUAUCUGAACAAGAAACAAAACAGAAGUCAUCAUCGCAAUCAUCAAGAAUUUAUGAUGUUGUGGAAACAAGGCCAUCAGCACCAGCCAAACCAUCAAGUUAUAGCUAUACAUCUUCUCCAAUGGAAGAAGUGGGCCCCAGUGAUUCUGAGUUGGAUCGCUACCUGAACAGGUCUUAUUGGGAAAAAAGAAAAAAAGAAGCUUCACCACCAGCUUACACAUCUCCAACACAUGAAGAAGAGUCUCCUGUACCCACUUCAACUUAUAAUGGAGAAACCAUUGGGAAAACAAAACAGGAUUCAGAAUGCGAAGCUUUUAUGGCCACAUUCCGCAGCAAUGUUGAGAAAUUAAUGGAAAGAAUGAAAUAUGUGGCAGGAAAAGGCAGGCAUAUAUCCUCCGACUCUAUUAUACAGUCAUUGUACCAAACGGUCAGUGCGAUGCAGCCACAACUAAUGAAUUACAUCGAGCAACAAGAACGGCAAAAAGAUACGUACGAGAUGAUGGAGGAAAAACUAGGAGUUUUACAGGAAACAAGACGUUCACUUGAUGAAAUGCGAGUUCAACGACGCGAGAAAUUACGACAACAGGAGCUGGAACAAGACAUGUUACGUCGCAUGCAAAUGGAACAAAAGAUGGAAUUGUUAAGACAACAGAAACAAGAGUAUUUGCUUUAUCAGCAGCAGCUGCAAACACAAAGGCAACAAGCAUUGGAACAGAUGGCUAAAGAGCAAGCAAUGGGGGGUCAAGUGUCAUCUUAUGGCGCAUAUCAACCUUCUCGCCAAGUAGCUGGGGAUCAACCAGCGCCACCUAACUAUCAAUCACUAACCCCCAAUGUCCAACCACACCCCGGCCAAAGACAAGGUCAACCACCUUACCAACCAGGAAAUCAAUACGAAGCUCCAAACUCACAAUUUCAGAAUUUGUCAUUGCAAAAUAUACCCCCUGUCCCUAAUCCAGCACAACCUGCAGGAAACCCACCUCAAACACAGAGUAUUAUAAGUCAAGGGCAGACAACACAUUACCUUCAACCCUCGACACAAGUACAACAAGACCUGCAGUUAAGACAACCAACUCCAGGAAGCCAACCUAAUCAGUACCAAGUCGUGAAUGAAGGGCCAAGACAAGGACAGAGCUACGCUAUGGGACCAGAUUACCCUUCAAGUGGACCAAUGUCAUAUCAAAAUCAACCCCAACAAAACAUGUAUACCCACACACCUCCUUCAUCUGGACCACCCUCAAUGGAGUCUUAUUCAUCUGGACCAAACUCAUUACAAGAUAACAUGACUGGAGGGGUCACUCACGGACAACCUCAAUCAUUCACAGGGCCACCACCAACGCAAACUCAACCCCCACAGCCAUUCCCCCCAGGUCAAGGCACAACACCAACGCAGCAGUUUCAGUCACAACAAGUUCCACCACCUCAGCUAAAUCAACCACAAUUCCAGUUGCAACAGCACCCUUAUUCUCAACAUGCAGCCCAAUCACAAGGUCCACCUCCUCAACAAAACAUACAAUCCCAAGGACCUCCUACACAGAAUUCCCAAAUAACACAAUACCAAGGAGGUCAACCCUCCCAAUCAGCCCCUCAAGGCUCAGGAGCAUCAUCUUUACAGUACCAAAACCAACCAGUGGACCCCACCUAUCAACAAACUGCUGGGCAACAGCCAUGGGUGCAGGGCCCAAAUGGUAACUACCAACAACAGCCACCACCACCACCACCACCACCCUCGUACGGAGAUUACGAACCAGUUCAACAACCGUAUAACCAACAACAAUACGGCCAACAACAGUUUUAUGAGCAGAAUGUUGCUGAAACCCCGCUUAUUUCCUUCGAUUAAAUUAAACUAUAGCUAUAACCAGAGGCUAUUAUAUCCCAUAAACCCCAUAUAUAUAUAUACAAUAAAUUGUAGCAUUAUAUAUUUAAAUUUAAAAUGAACGAUUCUCAGUUGAUUAUUGAAGAGUAUUGUGAUAAACAUGGAUGUAACAGGAAU
Messenger RNA from Dendronephthya gigantea, 2918 nucleotides. Its product is annotated as hepatocyte growth factor-regulated tyrosine kinase substrate-like. The record is from RefSeq and is a predicted model, not a curated record. The transcript is spliced from 17 exons. Lineage: Eukaryota; Metazoa; Cnidaria; Anthozoa; Malacalcyonacea; Nephtheidae. Bases 90 to 2765 code for a protein of 891 amino acids. Gene Ontology annotation, molecular function: phosphatidylinositol binding; ubiquitin binding; metal ion binding.